AUGGUCUUGGUUUAUUCUCUUGGUCAUAUCUCUGGUGCUCAUUUCAAUCCUGCCGUCACCAUUGCUCACGCAUCAACCAAAAGAUUUCCACUCAAAGAGGUACCAGCUUAUUUAAUAGCACAAGUUCUUGGAUCCACACUUGCAAGUGGAACACUUAGACUUAUAUUCAAUGGCGAUAAAAAUCAUUUCUCCGGAACACUUCCGGCUGCUUCUGAUCUUCAAGCAUUUGUGAUUGAAUUCAUAAUUACUUUUUAUCUUAUGUUCAUCAUCUCUGGAGUUGCUACCGAUAAUAGAGCGAUUGGUGAAUUGGCUGGACUUGCAGUUGGAUCUACCGUACUUCUAAAUGUCAUGUUUGCCGGGCCAAUUACGGGAGCAUCAAUGAACCCUGCAAGAAGCUUAGGGCCUGCUAUUGUUCAUAAGGAGUACAGAGGAAUAUGGAUAUAUUUAAUCGCAACGACUCUUGGUGCUGUGGCCGGUACAUGGGCGUAUACUUUCAUUCGGUACACGAACAAGCCGGUGCGCGAAAUUAGUAAGAGUGCAUCUUUUCUUAAAGGACUACAAAAUGGUGAAGCAAAGUGA
This is a messenger RNA of Vicia faba (fava bean), 579 nucleotides long. NCBI's taxonomy places the organism in Eukaryota, Viridiplantae, Streptophyta, Magnoliopsida, Fabales, Fabaceae. The record is from the annotation of a GenBank genome assembly.